UCCGAACCUUGUAGCAGCUUUCCCCUCUCUUCUUCUUCUAGUUCUUCUUCUUCUUCUUCUUCAUUUUCACUCUUAUUCUAAGACACACUCACUCACCUCUUACUUGUAUAAAUGACCACACACACGCGAAAAACACGCUAAAGCAGGCUGGAAAUUCUGGAUUUCGGAUUCGAAAAUUCGAAGUUAUUCUCAAAGUUCAAAAAUAAUUGAAGCAAAAUCCUGCAAUUGAAGAUUAGAUUUCAGAUCUAAAAUUCUAAAGAAAAAGAGUUUUAGACAAAAAAAAGAAGGGAAGUUGUAAUUUGAGAGAGUAGCUUCAACUCCUUCUAGUUUUGACGUCGAUUCUCUGGGCUUGCUAAGGAGUUCCGUCGUUGUCAAGUUUCGGCUCGUUUGUCGCUGGUCUGUUGCUGUUCUUUUGUCCCAGCUCUGUUGAUUCACGAGUUCUGCCAUCAUUUGGUUAUUUUGAGGUCUUCAUUUGGCUUUUGAGGGCCUUCUCGCGUGCACCUCAACUAAUUCCACCUGUUACCUGCUACCUCCCACCAGCACAAGCAUCAGGAUGUUUGAAGGGCUCGUUAGGCAACUGAUAUUGGGUUAUCUAGGCCAAUAUAUUAAGGACAUCCAAAAGGAGCAGCUGAAAAUCACCUUAUGGAAUGAAGAAGUAUUAUUAGAAGAUGUGGAACUUAUUCUCGAGGCUUUCGAUUAUCUCCAGUUGCCAUUUGCUUUGAAGAAAGGUCAUGUUGGUAAGUUGAGUAUUAAAAUUCCGUGGAAAAAGCUUGGCUGGGAUCCUGUCAUAAUCAGUUUAGAGGAUGUAUUAGUGUGUGCAUCUCAGCGGGACGAGAAAGAGUGGAGGAUGGAUGAAGUAGAGAGAAGAGAAUUCGCUGGGAAAAAGGCCAAACUUGCUGCUGCAGAACUUGCAAAAUUAUCAAGACGAGUAUGUGAUAGUCGGGCUGGAAACUCAUUUACGUCAUACAUUACUGCAAAGGUCCUUGACAACAUCCAGUUGUCCAUCAGAAAUGUUCAUAUUCUUUAUCGUGACAUGUUGACCUCUUCGGCAGUAACUGUGUUUGGUAUGAAGCUGUCAAGUUUAACAAUUAUGAGGCAGCUAGUUAGUGGGAAAAUGAGAGAUGGGCGUGUCAACAAACUUGUUGAAGUAAAAGGAUUGGAACUCUACUGUAGUACCUUCCAAAGUACUGAUGAGGUGAUGAGAGACUAUGCAGUGGAUUCUAACAGUAAGGGCAGAGAAUCGGAAGCAAAUGAUGACAAAUAUAUGUUGGUCCCACUAGAUGUAUCUUUGUCUCUUUCGGUGAACCGUUCAGGAAGGCUUGAGAAAGAUGUUCCGCAAUACUUCUUAAGUAUAGAGUUGAAUAAUGUGGUUGUUUCUCUGGAUGAGAUUCAAAUACAACAAAUCUUGAGCAUUUGUGACUAUUUGCUGACAUGUCAAUUGAGAGAGAAGUACGGACGGUUUCGUCCUUGGUGGAGUCCUUUAGGUAAAAAGCUUAAAGGCUGGCAAAUAGCAUGGUGGCAGUACGCACAGCAAUCUGUUUUACUGGAUGUUCAACAGAGGUUGAGGAGAACUUCUUGGAAGUACCUUGGAGAGAGGCUAAAUCGCCGCCGGAAGUAUGUGAACUUGUACAAGAUAAAACUGAAAUGCCUUCGACAAGAUCAGACAACAUAGCUUCCAUCGAGCUCAUCCAACAAUCAAAGGCAUGUAACUGGAAAAUGAAUUCUUCUUUCAGUCCCCUCCUUUCAAAUAAAAAAGAGCACUUCUUUGCCAACAC
Messenger RNA from Nicotiana tabacum (common tobacco), 1775 nucleotides. Lineage: Eukaryota; Viridiplantae; Streptophyta; Magnoliopsida; Solanales; Solanaceae. The record is from RefSeq and is a predicted model, not a curated record.